Molecule: messenger RNA, 1011 nt
Organism: Penicillium digitatum Pd1
Lineage: Eukaryota; Fungi; Ascomycota; Eurotiomycetes; Eurotiales; Aspergillaceae
Source: RefSeq, a predicted model, not a curated record
AUGCCAAUCGACAAGAUCCAAGUAUCGGGUGACUCCCGCAUUGAGUACAAGACCGCUACAUUGAACGGCUAUAACUACUCCUACAUUCUCAGCCAACCUAAAUCAGGACAAUUCAAAGCUACUGUCUUCCUGAUCCAUGGCUUCCCCGAUCUCUCCAUGGGAUGGCGGUAUCAGAUUCCCAUGCUCGUAGACAUGGGAUUUCGGGUGGUAGCCCCCGACUGCCUUGGAUACGGACGGACAGAUGCCCCGGACGAUUUCACCGCAUAUGCCCUCAAACGUUGCGCAGCGGACAUCAAAGCCCUAGCAACCCAUCUAGGCGAAACCCAAAUCAUCCUAGGUGGACAUGAUUGGGGUGCAGGACUCGCCUACCGCAUUGCCCUCUGGCAUCCAGAGCUAGUAAGCCAUCUAUUCACAGUCUGUGUGCAUUAUGUCCGACCCACGGCCAAGUAUUUCCUCAUGGAAGACCUUAUCCGCGACGUGACACCGAACUUCGCGUACCAGCUGCAGUUCAAGAGCGGGGAGGUGGAGAAGGUUGUUCGGUCGAAGGAUGAGAUCCGUCAGUUUUUGCUCGCGCUGUAUGGGGGGCGCACGGAGGCAGGCGAAUCUGGGUUUGAUGCCUACAAGGGUGUUUUGCUUGAUAAGCUUGGCGAGUUGAAACUUUCCAGGUUGUUGAGCGAGGAGGAGUUGGAGUUUUAUACGAAUGAGUUUGUUCGGAAUGGGAUUCAUGGACCACUCAACUGGUACCGCACUCGUGAUGUGAACUUUGAAGAUGAACUUGCUGUUCUCGACCGGGAGAUCCAGAUUCCUACGCUAUUCAUCCAGGCGCUGAGGGAUCAGGCUUUGCCGCCUCACUUGGCCAAAUCUAUGGCGAAGCAGCUCCCGCGACUGACUCUGAAGCAGGUUGAUUCCUCACACUGGGCUCUGUGGGAGAAGCCUGAGGAAGUCAAUACGAUCAUUGGAACUUGGCUGAAGGACCAGUCUGUUGCCAAUGAAGUGUCUGGCAAGCUCUGA